Cydia pomonella (codling moth) is the source of this 1179-nucleotide messenger RNA. Its product is annotated as 3-oxoacyl-[acyl-carrier-protein] reductase FabG-like. Bases 64 to 828 code for a protein of 254 amino acids. The record is from RefSeq and is a predicted model, not a curated record. The transcript has a single exon. NCBI's taxonomy places the organism in Eukaryota, Metazoa, Arthropoda, Insecta, Lepidoptera, Tortricidae.
CGGUGGUAGCGAUGUCCCAGUAUUAGUAGUGCUUUACUGAGAUACUGUAGCGCAUAAGGAAUCAUGAGUUUUGCGAAUAAAGUGGUGAUAGUGACGGGAGCAAGCUCGGGCAUCGGCGCGGCGACGGCGCUGAUGUUCGCCAAGGAGGGUGCCAACGUGGCGCUCGUGGCGCGCACGCAGGCCAAGCUCGCCGCCGUCGCCAAACACGUCGAGGCGCUCGGCAGGAAAGCUCUCGUUAUACAAGCCGACCUUUCCAAGGAAGCUGACACUGCCACCGUCAUCUCUAAAACGAUAAAAUAUUACGGUAAACUAGAUGUACUUGUCAACAACGCCGGAAUGGCUUCAGAGGGAUGCUUACUAGAUGGCAAGGCGUUGCAGGCAUACGACGAUGUGAUGAAGACUAACGUAAGAGCUGUGAUCCAACUGACCAGUCUUGCAGCGCCUUAUCUGAUCCAGACUAAGGGAAAUGUGGUUAACGUAUCCAGUGUAGCAGAAAUGAUAACCUGCAAGAUACCCACGACGUUUAUGCUUUAUGCCGUGUCAAAGGCGGCAUUGGGACACUUCACGCGUUGCGCUGCCCUAGAACUAGCGCUUUCAGGCGUCAGGGUAAAUUCUGUGAGCCCCGGGCCGGUGGAGAACGAAUUUAUAACCAACAACAAGCUCGGCAACGCCGAUGACUUACUUGGAAAACUAGUAGGCUUUACUGCGGUAGGGUACAUAGCUAAAAACGAUGAGAUUGGACGCGUGAUUUUAUUCUUGGCGAGUGAUGAGGCGAGGAGCAUUACUGGUUCUACAUACAUAAUUGAUAACGGAUGCCUUUUGAAAUGAAUGUUUUAUAGGUACCUGUACAUAGGGCAAGAAUAUUUUAUUUAUGUUCAACUAUAUUCUUAACAUACCUAUUUAAAAUCAAAAUCAGCAGUAUUUGAAAUAAUUGGUACAGUACAAUUAUAAAACUAACUACUUGUUUUAUUUUUGAUUAUUACCUUUCUUUCCUAACUAUACUUUUCGCGUCAAAUGAUUGUACUUAUAGCAGUUCUUUCAAGUUUUUUUUUGGCCGGACUUAAGUUACUGAGCGUUAACCAGCAUGGUCUCCAUUUCAGCUUUGUACUUUGUAGGCUUUGUAGCGGGCUAACCAACGUUAAAGAAAAACUUUUAUUCUUAAUAAAAUUAUAUACAUAA